AUGAACACCAACGACUUCGCAGAGACCGAGUCCGUCAUGGGCUCGGACGAGAUGUGGUCAACACCUGCAUCUCAGUCCAAACCUCGUCCUAUGCCAAUUUACCAAGGAUUUUCUUUCUGCGGCACCGAGGAUUUCGCUUCAGUCCCAUCUUGGGAUACAUCUUCUGUUUCCUUUCAACAAACUCCUAGUGAGACCAUGUCACGUCCGGUGUCUAUGCACCAAGACUUUUAUCCUCCAACGAUGGACAACUCCUCAUGGAUGGACAAGACAACCGAGGACCACUUUGAUCUUCAAGGCAUGGACUACGAUAUGACUAUGGGAAUGGGCAACUCUUUCGCUACUGAUGAAGCCAUUCCGGUUCUUGACCUCAAGCAAGGUGCACUGAUUGACGAAGAUCUGAUGGCUAUCGACGAUGGUUCAAAACAGCGCCGUAUGUCCGGCUCUUCGUUUUCCAUGUCGACCUCUGGGGCAUUCUCCGAUAUGCCUUACGAUGACUUCUCGACGGCGCUCUCUGAGGCGCCCUCUUUCAGCUCCGACUACCCGCCUACAUCUAACCGCACUUCUAUGAUGUCUUCAACUCAACUCUCGCCUGUUGCCUCACCACGAAUGACUCCCCAGUCAAGAACCGACCUCGUGAGGACUCAGAGCCGUGGCCGGGGCGCCUCUCCUUCUCCACGACCCGGAAAUGUGCGAUCUGCUCCCUACAGCGUGGAGGGCCCGAGAAUCAAGCGAUGGUCUACAGGUACUUACGGAACCUCUGCGAGCCGCAAGCCUGCUCAAUACGCCUACCACCCUUGCCAGGAUAUGUACAACGCUCAUCAGCACAUGUUCUCCGGUCAUUCUUCUCCCGCCAUAGGCGCCGCUCCUAUGCCUCUCAAUUAUGGCAAUCUCCAGGCCAUUCAGCAAGCGCCAUUCGUCGUUCCUAGCACUCCCGUUUUUCAGAGGAACAGCAUGCUUCUUCCCACUCAGCUUCCAUCUCAUAUGGCGCAGCAGCAACAGCAACAGCAAUGGCAACCUGAUGUGAGCCAUUUCGCUCCCCCGCAGCCUCUUCUAUCUCAUGGCCUUUUCCGAAUGCUCCAGAGCAACGGUGACCCUACUUGCUUGAACAGUCACUACACUGAUCUUUCCGACCCUCCGGAUCUGUACGCUGCCCUCCAGGAGGAGCAGAUUCCUCCUCCUCCCGAGGACAUGAACCCUGAGGACCCCGAAAUGAUUCCCCGCGAGCAGGAACUGCGAUUUGAAGGCGAUCUCUACACCCCUAGAUGGGUACGAGGCCAUGGCAACAAGCGAGAGGGCUGGUGUGGAAUCUGCAAGCCCGGAAGGUGGCUUGUGCUGAAGAACUCGGCCUUUUGGUACGACAAGUCUUUCUCUCACGGUAUUAGCGCCGCAACAGGAAGUUCGUUCCAGGAGCCCCAGCAGAAGCGACGCAUGGACGGAAACCCUGAUGUGUGGGAAGGUCUUUGCGGUAGCUGCAACGAGUGGAUCGCACUCGUCAGCAGCAAGAAGAAGGGAACAACCUGGUUCAGACACGCGUAUAAGUGCCACACACACCUCAAAGUGAAAGAUACGCCUAAACGUCGCCGCGAAAGCAGCAACGCCAGGGCGCUUGCCAUGUCGACCAUGGCUAAGCCCAAGAUUGAAACUCAACGACCCAUGACGCCCCAGAUGCCAAUCUCCUCGAUGGAGACUGCCACUACGCCCAGACCUUCUACUAUGUCCCAGAUUACGUCUCAUCCUCAUCACCACCCUCACGUCACCAACGUUCUUACUCCUCAGGAGCCCUACACCAUUGACCCGAUGUCUGGAAACGUCCUCGUCACGACAGAGCCCUUCCCGAACAUGAUUUAA
Messenger RNA from Fusarium sp. VM40, 1848 nucleotides. The record is from the annotation of a GenBank genome assembly. Lineage: Eukaryota; Fungi; Ascomycota; Sordariomycetes; Hypocreales; Nectriaceae.